Messenger RNA from Sebastes umbrosus (honeycomb rockfish), 2200 nucleotides. It is a transcript of the gene nfyal, whose product is annotated as nuclear transcription factor Y, alpha, like. The record is from RefSeq and is a predicted model, not a curated record. Gene Ontology annotation, biological process: regulation of transcription by RNA polymerase II. Gene Ontology annotation, cellular component: CCAAT-binding factor complex. Bases 164 to 1234 code for a protein of 356 amino acids. NCBI's taxonomy places the organism in Eukaryota, Metazoa, Chordata, Actinopteri, Perciformes, Sebastidae. Gene Ontology annotation, molecular function: RNA polymerase II cis-regulatory region sequence-specific DNA binding; DNA-binding transcription factor activity, RNA polymerase II-specific. The transcript has 10 exons.
CUGGUUCCCCUUCUACUCACUACUGCUCCUCCCAGGCGCCGUUGUUUCAUUUGCGCCAUUUUGUCCGCUCACUUUGUUGAUUGGGCUUUAGCGAGCUGUACUAGAGCCAAUCAGAGGGAAACCGGACAGCGAAGACACGAGAGGGUUGUGACAAUAACAAGCCAUGGAGCAGUACACCACUGCCACCACUACUACUGGGGAGCAGAUAGUUGUACAGACUUCCAAUGGACAGAUCCAACAGCAGACACAGGGCACAGUGACGGCUGUGCAGCUGCAAACAGAGGCUCCAGUGGUGACGGCCUCAGGCCAGCAGGUGCAGACACUCCAGGUAGUGCAGGGACAGCCUCUGAUGGUCCAGGUGAGCGGUGGGCAGCUCAUCACCUCAUCAGGGCAGCCCAUAAUGGUGCAGGCCAUGUCGGGGGGUCAGGGUCAAACCAUAAUGCAGGUCCCUGUAUCUGGAACCCAGGGACUACAGCAGAUCCAGCUGGUGCAGCCGGGUCAGAUCCAGCUGCAGAACGGUCAGACUAUUCAGCUCCAGGGCCAGCAGGGUCAGCCCCAGCAGAUCAUCAUCCAGCAGCCCCAGACAGCCAUCACCGCUGGACAGAACCAGGGGCAGCAGAUCAGCGUGCAGGGCCAACAGGUGGCACAGACGGCUGACGGACAGACCAUCGUCUACCAGCCUGUCAAUGCAGAUGGCACCGUCCUGCAGCAGGGAAUGAUCACAAUUCCUGCUUCCAGUUUGGCAGGCGCCCAGAUUGUACAGGCAGGUGCCAACACCAACACUACUAAUAGCGGCCAAGGCACUGUGACCGUCACCCUGCCCGUCUCCGGUAACAUGGUCAAUGCAGGUGGAAUGGUCAUGGUAAGACCCUGUGCAGAGAUGGUGCCUGGAGGUGGUACAGUUCCCACAAUGCAACGUAUCCCCCUGCCGGGGGCCGAGAUGCUCGAGGAGGAACCUCUCUACGUCAAUGCCAAACAGUACCACCGCAUCCUGAAGCGAAGACAGGCUCGAGCCAAGCUGGAGGCUGAGGGCAAGAUCCCCAAGGAAAGGAGGCAGAAGUACCUACACGAAUCUCGCCACCGUCACGCGAUGCAGCGCAAGCGAGGGGAUGGAGGACGUUUCUUCUCACCUAAGGACAAGGAGGAAAUGGCUUUGGCCCUGGCACAGCAACAGCAGGAGGUGGCCCAGGCAGCAGCAGAUGAGACAGUGGCUCAGAUGAUCCGAGUCUCAUAGCACUGUCGCCAACAUCAUCACUUCUGUCUGUGAACUCUACCCUGCCUGAGACUCUUCAUCCCAGCUAACCUGAUCUGCCGCACCGUCUCCUCUCACUUUUACUCCCUCCUGCCCCGCCGUCUCACACACACACACACCAAACCACCACUGGGUUUCCUCUGAUAUCUCUCCACUCCUACACUGGUCUUCCAGGGAGCUGACCAUGUGGCUGCUGAGCCUGUGGACUGUUCUGGUCUUCUUCUCUGAAAUGGAGGACGCUUCCCCCCUCAGCUUAUCUGGUCGAGUGUUUACGACCAGCCUUUUUAUUUUCACAAGGAUUUGUUUAAACAAUAAUGAAGCAUGAAGUUCUAGGUAACCAGGGCUAGUCACGCAGAGCAAAUAACAGCUGUGAAGCCAUGUCAGACCCUGGCCUGUUAAAAAGAUGAGAUUUUGUCACCAGUGGAUGCUUUAAAUAUUUUUUUUGUAAAUGGUACUUUUUUUUUUUCAGAGACACUCAUCAUUACGCAUUGGUGUCGUACAUCUUUUAUGUGAUGACCUGUAUUUUGACAUUUCAUUUUUUCAACCCAUGUUCUGUGGGGGAUGGACUCUGCAUCAUAAGUCCAACCCGUGGCCACUGAGCAAAAACUGAAAUGUGAUACUAAUGUGAAGAUAUUGUACAGAAAUUCUUUUCUUCCCCCGUGUGAUGUACUUAAUGAUUUGCCCAAUUCUGUGGAUGCAUUUUAUACAAUUUCGUGGUUAGACAUAGUGUUUGUAGGAAAACAGUGACUCGGUGUUUAAUCACAUUACACAUUCUAUCCAUGUAGUUACCUCUCCAUCAUUGGUCAGUCCACCUAAGUGUUUUCUUUUUUCAUUGUAGAUAAUAGAUUUUUUUACCCAUCAAAUGCAGUAAUGCAAUGUUAUUAUUUUUUUUAUAAUGGAAAAAGGUUGGACAUUCAUGAAACCUGUCAAUAAAAUUUUAUUAAGUGA